CUCCAGAAGUUGUUACAGUGUGAGCAGAGCUCAGACAAGCAAACUAGAAUUUGCGUAGCACGCGGUGUCCUAAAGUAUAUGUAAAUAAAAAUGCCACAGUGGCUGGUUAUUGGCAUUUCUGGGGUUACAUGCGGGGGCAAAACCACAUUAGCGCACAAUUUGCGCGAUUACUUUCUUGGACAACGAAAUGUGCCCCUUUGGAACACACCCUAUUCGAUAAAUGAAGUGCAGCUGAUAUCUCAGGAUGAUUAUUUUUUACCGGUUGAUGACUUGCGCCAUAAAUGGGUCGAACCCCUGAAUGCCAUUAAUUUUGAACUCAUCACAUCGUUGGACAUGAAACAGAUGCUCUCCGAUAUCAUGUGGACUCUAAAAGGGCGAUAUUUAGCCUCGGACCCAAUGGAAAACGUUGACUACAACAAUGAGAUGACGCUAUACAGCGGUAAUUUUGAGCACUUCCCAGCUCAAAGGCAGCAGUACAAUACUGGUUAUGUUGGCCAGCAGCAUCAGACAACACAUCCUGAUAACACACACAAUAUCUCUUCGAAACCUGUCCAUAACAAAUUUGCGUACCAUCAGAAUUUCUCGCAAAUGCCCCAUCAAAGCAUAAACAACGCCAAUCAAAGCCACAGCACGUCUCACAUAUUGCGCAUCAACUCUCAGAUGAUGGCCCACUUAAGAGAUAAUAAGAUAAGUAUUCUAAUUAUCGAAGGAUUUAUGAUAUUCAAUCAACCCGAACUACUGACCCUGUGCAACAUAAAAUUCCAUUUCCAUUUACCCUACGAAAAGUGUUUCGAACGACGCCGCAAACGUACCUACGACCCCCCAGAUGUUGUUGGAUACUUUGAGAUGUGUGUCUGGCCUCAUUACGAAAAGAAUUUUCAGGAGUUUCGUGAUCGCAAAGAUAUAACCAUUUUGAAUGGCGAAAUCGAGAAGGACAAAAUAUUGAAAUACGUUGUGAAACGAAUUCUUAACUAUUUCGAAGAACGUUGUGAUGUUGGCUGUCCGCCGCCACACAAGCUCCUAGGCAUACCGAGUUGCAGCAAUGGUAACAUGACGAAUAGCUCUCUACAGACAUGUCCAAUGGAGCAACAAUAGAAUGGUUUAGCACCGGAUUAUCUUACUGUUACAAACAACUGUGCGCAUAUCGACCAAGACGUCGAUUGUAUUUGUGUGUAGAUUUAGCGUCAUUUAAUUCAUCUUGGAUUGGGUGAAAUUCUUAAAAAGCGUUUCCAUGAUUUUGUAAACACUCCAAUAUGUAAAUAUGUAAAAUAUUUUUUUAUUUAUUUAAAUAUAUUUAAUUUUUUUUUUUUUUUUGGAUACAUUAACGAUUAUUUCUUAUGUAAUUAUUGGUAUAUAUGUAGGAUAAAUGAGGAAAUAAAACACAAUUGAAACAUA
Messenger RNA from Stomoxys calcitrans (stable fly), 1395 nucleotides. RefSeq names its product nicotinamide riboside kinase 1. NCBI's taxonomy places the organism in Eukaryota, Metazoa, Arthropoda, Insecta, Diptera, Muscidae. Bases 91 to 1095 code for a protein of 334 amino acids. The transcript has a single exon. The record is from RefSeq and is a predicted model, not a curated record. Gene Ontology annotation, cellular component: cytoplasm.